Molecule: messenger RNA, 2254 nt
Organism: Lytechinus pictus (painted urchin)
Lineage: Eukaryota; Metazoa; Echinodermata; Echinoidea; Temnopleuroida; Toxopneustidae
Exons: 3
Coding region: 81-722 (213 amino acids)
Source: RefSeq, a predicted model, not a curated record
UUAUAGAGGUUACAUUCAAAUGUGAAGAAGGAUGGUGGAAAUUCGAAAAUAGAUGUUACCGAAUCCUUGGUAAUGCCUGGAUGCUAAAGUCGUUUGCGAUUGGUUUAUGUAAUACUGCGAAUUCUCAGCUCUUCGUUCCUUCUAAUCAAGAAGAGUACGAUGCUGUGACGGAAUACGUAGACAAUCUUGGUUCGGUUAGCACGGAUGAUAAACCAAUGCCAACACUUAUCACUGAUGUAUGGAUAGGGUGUGAUGAUGAAGAUGUUGAAGGGAUUUUCUCCUGUAUAGACGGGACGACAUUUACCAACUCCAGCGUGAAUUGGUGGGACAGUGGUCACGGUGUUUCCACUACCAACAAAUGUGUACGCUACUGGAAAGAUUUGGGACUCAGGGAGCUUUCUUGCAGUUCAGACACGUCCCAAGUACUCUGUGAAGCUCCUGCAAAAUUGUAUAAAGUUUCACGAGACUAUGGAUUGAUCUCGAAGCCUGAUGGGUCUCCAUUGAAAGGAUACUGUCUAAAGGGUUACAUCGCAUUGUAUGCAACAGUGAAGAAUUUAGUGGAGUGUGCUGGACUGUGUCUUGCCCAUGAUCAGUGUCAAUCCUUCAAUUGGCAACAACAAGAUGGCCGCUGUGAGAUCAAUCUUAAUACGACAUCCGCAGCUGGUGAGAACUCAAUGGAGGCACGUCGUGGGUGUAAUUACUUCGAGCCUGUUCAAUAUUAAGGGGUUAUUGGGAUUCUCAUUUUGGUUAUAAAAUUAAUUGUGUAAAAGGGAAAAUUAAACAAAUACAGAAUGCUGAAAGAUUCUGGUCAAUUGGACAAAGAUUUAAAAAGGCAUGGAUUUACACAAGAAUGAAAAGAAAGGACUUUUUAUCCUCAAGUUGUCAAUUUAUUGAGUAUAUUGUGACAAUUAGAAGCCGGACACCUCCCGAUACUUUUUUAUUUGUCGAAAACAAUUAGAAUUAGAUUAGGCCUUAAGCACAUUUCCUCUCAGAUCAGUAAUAAAAAUAUAACAUAGGAAGAAUAUUGCUUUAUGACCUCAUGACAGAGAAAUUUUAUUAUUCUGAGUAAAAGAAAAAACAUUUUUUGACAAAAUUACAUUAUAUUCAGAGUAAAUGCGAAAUCGUCUUCGCCCUAGUCAAUUUGAAAUUAACAUGACUUGUACAACUUAAAAAAAUAAUUCGUGACUUUAUUUAAGAAAGUUAUGAAUCAUCUGUCUGACUUUGUUCAAAAUUUCACAUUACUACUUUUCCUUUUUUUUCUUUUGAUUUGUAUUUUGUUACAAUAUAACUUCCAUUUUGAUUGGAUUCUUUCUUAAAGUGAAAAAAGUGAAGUGAUAAAUGAUUGUGGGAGUGCAUCACGGCUUGACCAUCCAUCAGGAUUCCUCCAUGUAUAUGACUGUAAGAAAUAUUUAUUGAAAAAUAUGGUUGGCUUCGGUUCAAUGAUUAUAGCACGGACUAAAGUAGAAAAAACAUAAAUUGUAAAUAGUGUUGAUAUGUGGCUUAUUUAUUUAAUCUUAUAUAGUUUUAUCUUCUUGUUAUACUAAGAUGACGUGUUUCAGAGCUGCAUCCGUACCAGCAAGGACGUGGGUUCAGAUCCCAUGGUUUCAUGGUUUCAUCCAUCCAGAUUACGGGGAAAAAUUGAGGGUCAAAAGUGCACACCGCUCUCUUUAAUUUCCCCUCCAUUUAUGGAGAUUACUAGUACUAGUAAUUAUUUGGCGUUUGAUCAGUGCGAAGCAUCUGGAAAUAAUUUAUACACCAAUAUAUAACUUUCAAAUGCGAAAAUACAUGGUAUGUAUAUUUAGGGCUGAUUAUAUGUUUAUUCCAACUGGCUAAUCUCGUCUCCGAUUUUUUUUCCCAUCGAUUCCGAUGAUUAGCAAAGAAAAAUUAUAAUCAUUAUGAAAUUGUGAUUCAUAUGAAAUUAUGGAACGCAGGUAAGAGAAAUUAAUAUAUAUUUUGGAGAGCCCAGAAAAGAAAAAAAAGUUCAUUUUUUCGAAAAUCAGACAAUCUGCAGAUCCUUCUUAAUUAUGUUCAUUUUACUGACGACGUUGCACAAUAACUUUACAUUUUUCAUACGAUUUAUUCAGGGCCAUCGUACUCAGUCUACGGUUAAAAUUACGAACGCCUUGCGAUUUCGUUUACUGACCCUAUGUGGGAGAGACUGUACUGUGAUCGAAAUCAUACAAUAGACUUGUCUCCUAGAUCGUAUACUACAUCUAUGUGCAGUUGCCCUGCAAUCUCUGUACAUUGUCUGUGU